Xiphophorus hellerii (green swordtail) is the source of this 5507-nucleotide messenger RNA. It is a transcript of the gene adam11, whose product is annotated as ADAM metallopeptidase domain 11. The transcript is spliced from 27 exons. Lineage: Eukaryota; Metazoa; Chordata; Actinopteri; Cyprinodontiformes; Poeciliidae. The record is from RefSeq and is a predicted model, not a curated record. Bases 537 to 2861 code for a protein of 774 amino acids. Gene Ontology annotation, molecular function: metalloendopeptidase activity. Gene Ontology annotation, biological process: proteolysis.
GGCGACGUAAAGCAAAAAUUUUGAUGUUUGGAGCAACAUGGGGGGAUGGUGAACUCUGAUGACCUAAAAAAUAACUUUUAAUAUUUCAGAAAAGAAAGCUGCACAAACGACCGUUUUAACAGCACAAAGCUGCACUAACGAAGCACUAACGAAGUAGCCGAGUUUGGUUUGUUUUGGCGCAACAUGGGGUGGUGGUGACGUCAUCGGCCAAAAUGAUAACUUUUAAUAUUUCAGAAACGAAAGCUGCACAAACGACCGUUUUAACAGCACAAACCUGCACUAACGGAGCACUAACCACUCAGACUAUUUGCUGAAUUUUUUUUGACGUGGGUGGGGUGUCAGCUUCACUCAGCUCCAUCCGCGUGUUUUCACCCCGCGCACCGUGGGGACGGUCUCUGCGAAAUGCGGGCGUCGCGUUUAAGAGAAGAGGAAAGCAGCUGUCGUGUUCAGCAUCAGUCCCGCUGCGCUCCUCUCGGCUCCUGUCGGGUCAUUUAACGUCGCAGCUCCGAGGAAAUCACUGGGACUAUGUGAGCAUCAUGAUCCCUGUGAGAUGCCUGCUGUUCGCCGCAGUCUGUGCGAGGUACGCCGAGACAGCAGGUGUGGGGGAAUGGGUGAGGUUGCCCUCUGCAGAGGAGGUCGUCCAACCCAAGCGGCUCUUGCAGCAGAUCCACUCAGAGGAGGAGCUGCUGCACGGUCACCUGGACACCCGGGUCAGAAACCUGCCAGAUGGCAUUCAGCAGCCCAUUCAUUUGGCCCAGAGCAGCUUCCUGGUGGAGGCCUUUGGCACAUCCUUCGCCCUUGACCUGGAACUGAACCACAACCUCCUUUCUACAGACUACGUGGAGCGUCACUUUGACAAUGGGGAGCUAUCACAAAAUACGGGCGGGGAGCAUUGCUACUACCAUGGGCGAGUGCGGGGGCUGCCUGGCUCCUGGGCUGCGAUAUCCACCUGCCAAGGCCUUCAGGGGAUGUUUUCUGACUCCAACUUCUCUUAUGGGAUUGAACCCGUCGGUAACGGAGAGCAGAAAGACCACAUCGUGUAUCGAAUGCCCGACAUCGACCUCUUCUCACUUUCCUGUCCAGGAUGCUUCAUGAACAGCACAGAGCCUGAGGGGCGAACAGAUGGUCUCUCUGAAGGAGACGGCGAGAUAAAGGAUGGAGACAACAAGUCUGAAGAAGAGAAAACUGUUUUCACCAGAGGCCAGAGGCGCUCCAAAAGACAAGUGAGGCGAGGCCAGCGCACCGUUCAGACCGAGACCAAGUACAUCGAGCUGAUGAUCGUUAAUGAUUAUGAGCUGUUUGUGCAGCUCCGCAGGUCGACGUCUCAAACGAAGAUUUUCGCCAAAUCCGUAGUGAACAUGGCCGACUUGAUCUACAAGGAGCAGCUCAACACCCGCAUCGUCCUGGUAGCCAUGGAAACCUGGUCGUCUGAGAACAGGAUCGCCGUCGGCGACGACGCCUUGCUCACCCUGAGAGACUUCAUGAAGUUCAGGAAGGAGAGCAUCAAGCAGCGCUGCGACGCCGUGCACCUCUUCUCAGGGAGGACGUUCAUGAGCAGCCGCAGCGAAGCCGCUUACAUCGGGGGGAUCUGCUCCCUGACGAGGGGCGGCGGCAUCAACGAGUUUGGCAGCGUGGGUCCGAUGGCCAUCACUCUGUGUCAGAGUCUGGGGCAGAACAUCGGCAUGCUUAGGAACAAAGAGCGAACAGCUGCAGCAGGCUGCAGGUGUCCAGAUCCAUGGCUGGGCUGCAUCAUGGAGGACACCGGCUACUACCUGCCCAGGAAGUUUUCCCGCUGCAGUAUAGAGGAGUACCUGCGCUUCCUGCAGCAGGGAGGAGGAAGCUGCCUGUUUAAUAAACCCACUAAGUUGUUAGAUCCCUCAGAGUGUGGGAAUGGAUAUGUGGAGCUGGGAGAGGAAUGUGACUGUGGAUCACUGGUGGAGUGUAGUCAAAGUGGAGCCAAUUGCUGUAAGAAGUGCACUCUGACCCACAAUGCCAUGUGCAGCAACGGGUUGUGCUGCAGGGACUGCAAGUACGAGCUCAGAGGUGUGACCUGCCGCGAUGCCGUGAAUGACUGUGACAUUCCCGAAACCUGCUCAGGCGACUCCAGCCAGUGUCCUCACAACGUCCACAAACUGGACGGAUACACUUGCGAAGCUGGCCAGGGUCGGUGUUAUGGUGGCCGCUGUAAGACCAGAGAUGGCCAGUGCAGAACUCUGUGGGGUUACAACUCGGCUGACAGGUUUUGUUAUGAAAAGCUGAAUUCGGAGGGAACAGAGAAGGGGAACUGUGGGCCGAACCCUGGCGGGCAGGGAUGGGUCCAGUGCAACAAGCAAGACGUUCUCUGUGGGCUGCUGCUUUGCACCAACCUGACAGAAAGGCCCAGAUUUGGGGAACUGCAGGGAAGACUCACCAGUUUGACGAUCCAUCACCAGAACCGAUACAUGGACUGCAGAGGGGGUCACGCGGUGUUGGACGACGGUCUGGAUCUGGGCUACGUGGAUGAUGGGACGCCAUGUGGGCCAAACAUGAUGUGUCUGGAGCGCCGCUGCCUCCCUGUGCCGACCUUUAACCUCAGCUCCUGCCCCGGCUCCUCAACCUCACUCAUUUGCUCCCACCAUGGGACGUGCAGUAACGAGGUGAAGUGCAUCUGUGAUCCCGAUUACACCGGGAAGGACUGCAGCUUGUUCGACCCAAUCCCGACGCCGACCCCACUGGAGGGACCAGAGAAGUACAAAGGUCCCAGUGGCACCAAUAUCAUAAUCGGUUCGGUCGCUGGUGCGAUUCUGCUCGCUGCAAUAAUCCUGGGGGGAACAGGCUGGGGAUUUAAGAACAUCCGGAAAGGACGAUCUUCAGGAGUUUAAGUUGCACCUCUCUUUUAUUCCUGCCCACUCUGAGGAGACAGAACGGAGACUUCUUCCACUUAACGAGCCGUGGGGCUUUCCGUUUUUCCAUUUCCUGCUCCGACUUUGUUGAUCUUCACUCCAGCUGAGUUUAGUCUGCAUGGAGGAAUAAAUCUGAGAACUACGGCGCUCCUUCAGCGGGUCGCCACGAGUUUCUGGGAACCGAUUUCUACCUUACAGUCUUCAUCACUUCCUGUUUCGCUAUCCUGUCUAAUGUUGUCGUUUCGGCUGUUAUUGCGCAUUAACCCUUUACGUAUUUUAAUGCUCUCAGUUCCUGGAGAGCACAACCAUCUCCUCUCUGCAGUGUAAAAACCACAAACUGUUACUGAAUGUCGGUUGUUAGAUUAGAACGGUACAUUCCACAAUAAGAGCCAUAAUUUCUCCUUUUAUGCUGCCUUGACAGGAAAUCUGAGGAACAUGUUGACAACCAGAGGGACAGUUGGUUUGCACUGAAUAUAUUCUCCCUGCUGUAAAAUAAAUAAUACUUCUAUAUAAAAUAUGUCUACGUGUGUGCAGGCAUAUGGGAAAGUUUGGGAACACCUCCUCAUUUUGGCUUUCAAAGUUGCAACUUACUUAUAAAGGAAAGCUAAUAAUGGUGAUAUGUUGAUUGGAGUUUCAGAUAUUAUGCUUUCUUCAUAAGAUGGUGUCAGACAACCGCCAGGGGCCAUAUUGGCAGGAAAAAACUACAUAGACUGUACACAAAGUAGCUGACCAGUCUGUAGUUUUCCAGUUUUGCAACAUGAUGGAUUCAUGUUGUGAUUCACGAGCCACUGAGGGAAAGUUAAAGAGAGAAGCUUUUAUCGCAUCCCUAAAGUACGACGGCACAUUAGGGCCAAUAGGAAACAAAAAGGAGUUCAGUUUGACCAAAAAGCUCAAAAAAAAAUUUUCAAUUAGUGUCAGAAAUUUUCUAGAAAAAAAAAAAGUGGAAAUUUCAGAGUUUCAAAAGUUGAAAAUUUGUGAGGAAAAAAAAUAUAUGUUUGAGCUUAAUUUCAGAAAUUUUCUUGGAAAAAACAUUUCUGAGUUUCAAAAGUCGAACAUUUGCUUAACAAAGAUUGUGAAAUUAAUCAGAAAUAUUCUAGAAAAAAAACUUGGAAAUGAUUUUGGAAACGUUUGAAAAUGAGUUUCAAAAGUUUUGAUUUUUAAAACUCAAAAGUUGUUUUGUUCUGUGUACAACGUGGCAUUAUGUCUUGUAGGUGAAAUAAUCUGCCACUGGAAGAACUGGGUUGCUAGGUAACUGGCUGGGCUUGGCUGGGGUUGCUAGGUAACCCCAGUCUGGGGUUACCUGGGCUGUUUAUUCCACAAUCAACGUGUGCAUUGCGCGUUGAUUGUGGAAUAAUCUACAAGUGUAACUUGUGCUUUUCCAUCAAUAUUUAGGAAUUAUUUACUUAAAACAAUCUCCAUAUGUUGCUGAGACGUUACUUGUAAGAUAGUUUUGACUUAUUUCAAGUGUACUGAGAUUUUUGCGCUAUAAAAUAGACAAAAAAAAGAAAUUGGUAAGACGUUGGUUCUUUGCAGUGAAGCAACUGGUAUCAAGCUGUUACAAAAUACUAAAAAAGGUAUUUUUAAUGCCUUUUGUUCAACUAAAUCACCAUUUGUUUUCUUUAGAGAUCACCCCAGGUUGAAGAUGCUACUUGGAAAUUUAGCGUGAAUUAUUAUGGAGGCUGUGUCGGAUUCCCAAACGUUUUCAUGUGACUGUACUUAAGCAUACAGAUAUGGUGCUGUUGUAAAAGCUUUGGGACUCAAGUGACAGCAGUGAUUCACUGCCACCGUGAACAGAAGCACAUGUCUUUUAUUCGAGACUCUUCUUCCUGCCUACAGCUGAACAAUUAGCCAGAAAGGGUCCAAAACCUGUUCUGGGAGAGAUUUGGCCAUAAAACAACCAAAUCAGACUGGAAACGUCUUGUUGUGCUUUGCAAAAAUAUUGAUACUGUAACUAUACUAUUUAAAUGUGUAAACUUGGAAUUUUAUGUGAUUGAUAAGCAGCAGGCUUUUGGGUUAUAUCUUUACCAUCUUUUCCCAUUAAAAACUAAAUUUUUUGCCACUUGGCCCCUCAAAAAGUGGAUUUUUCCUCCCAUUUCAAAAAAUGCACCACUUUGUGUUAAUCUGUGACAUAAAAUUCCAAUAAAAUACAUUGACGUUUUAGCUUGUAAGCAAAGUAAAUUCAUGCAGUUGUGCUGUCAAACUGAGGAAAGCAUGAAAACAAUACAAGAUGCAAAGGGUUCAGAUUAGCAAUACAAUGUUUAAAGCAGAUCAUCUGGACUGUUAAUACAGGGUAAACAUCUGAUGUCACCUAACAUCGUUCAACAGGGCAUUGGCAUUGAUGUCAGUAAAAGAUAAUCCAAAUUGCACUGCCAGUACAUCGACAUUAGAGGAAUAUCUCAGCAUCUUUGAUUUUAAAGCCAUUUUAAUCAGAACUACAAGCUGGAAUGCUUGACAAGAUGUGAUUAAACAAACUGUCGCUACUCAAGAUAGGAUUUAGCAAAAAACUCGGACCGUGACUGUUUGUCCUGUUUUUGAUCACAUGUUGUAGUUGGAUGCAGAUUUUAGCACCAUUUACUUCUGACUUCCAAUGCAAACUGAUAUUAUAUUAAAACGUACCUGAAAAUG